AUGGGAAAGAAGAGACCUACGCUCAAAGGCACCGUCCAGCGUGGAUAUGCCACCACAUCUACGCCCAAGAAGGUCCAGGAUCCACCCCCUGCAUCUGCCGCAGCUGCGAAGAAGCCCACUGCCAACUCCUCUAAAACUACCUCAGCGGCUGACGUUGGCUACGAAAAAGUCAACGAUGAAAGCCUCGCAGACAACCUCGGCGCGUCCAAGUCGACAGCAGCAAAUGCCACUGGUAGCUCGGCCGUUUUCUUCGAUCCAGAGAAAGAAGAAGAGCAAGCACUUCAAAAUCUCGUCGACAAGCUGCAAGACCGUGUCGAAAAGGAAGUCUCGAGACAGCACAAGGCCAUUGAGUAUGACCGCAGAUUUGCAAAGACGCUCCCCAACUUUGAAUUGGAGCCCGAGCUUCGCGAUCAGGUCCUCCAGGUGGCGGUGGAUCUCAACAAGCAGGCGGUCGUUGCUGCCAGUACAGGUGCGAUGGCUGCGAGAGGACCAUCUGCUACUCUUCCUGCUUCUUCAGAUGCUUUAUCCACGCCGGGCACAACUGCUUCAAACACCACCACAGUCUCCGGAAGUGCUACUCCCCUUAGCAUUGGCUCGUCUCACACCUCUCUUGCCAUGGCAACCUUGACAAAAGAUCUUCAAAAGCUUGCGGUCACUAAUUCAAGCUCGUCCGGAGCAGCUUCUUCAUCCUCAUCAUCGGUGUACGCCGAAUCGGAAGACAAGGUCAUGGCCAGAGCUCUGACCACGUACACCAUCCUUCUGAAACUCGGCUUCUCUUCUGCUCAAGUGGAAGACGCGCUCUCACACGCUCCAUCUCCAGACGUGGAAGACUGCUUAUCUUAUCUCUAUCUCGCUCUCGAAGAGGAGACGCUCGAGGAUGCGAUGCGAGCCGGUGACGGAAAAGCUGCUAAGAAUCGUCGAGGAAAAGAUCCAAGCAAGAACGACUUCCCUUCCCUCAACCGUGGGGCUCAAGACAAAUACGAUGACAAAGACGAUGACGAUGAUGAUUACGACGAAAGCAGACCGCCUGCUUACCAAGGCUAUGAGUUCAGUCGCUCCGAGACGCUUGGAAAGAGUGAUUUCGCUCGAAAAGAGCUACCUGUAGAUACUAGACAAGUACCAGGAGCACAGAACACGUCCGCACCACCGACACCAGCCAAGGCGGAUGCUCAGGGUGAAAAGACAACCAUCGAUCCCGAAAAGGUUGAAGCGCUCAAGAAAGCCUGCGAACGUCUCAUCCUUCAACUUAGCGACGAUCUGGAGUCAGACCAGAUCGACACCCUGGAAAAGCCCACAGCGACGUGGUCCAUCCUGCGAGCUAUGCAGAUCCGCAUAGACCAAGAAAAAUCCAAGUGGAAAAAGCAGCUGGGCAAAGAAGGCGAAGUGCAAAUGAAGCAGCAAGAUGCCAGCCUCGAACGCGUGCUCGGUCGCACUAAGGAUUUCAUGCGCGAGUGCGAGCGCGGUGCCUACUUUGACCAGAAGACCGCCACUGACGGCUUCCGCCAAGCAUUGCGACAGCGUGAAGAAAUCGAAAAGCAGCUCAAGUCAGCCGAAGAAGAGGAAGAAAAGAAGCGUCAGCAGCGUCGUCGCCAGAUCGAGGCUGCAGCCGGACUUGACUCAGCCUCUCCGGCCGAAGAGAACGCUCAAGACAACAGACCCUCCUCGACAGAAAAAGAGGCGACUUCCGCAGAGACGAGCAUCGUCGACCGAAAGGGAGCUGGAGUAGUGAAUCAGGUAGAUGCCAAGGGUGGGGAUCAGAAAACCGACACUGAUUCUGAUGAUGAGGGCGGCUUCUUUGGUGACCUUCUCAACGAAGGCCCAAUCGAGGACAAGGACGUCGAGACGGGCGCCGUUGUCAUCAUGCGCGAGCUUCCUGCGCGGGCCAAAAGCGGCGGCGGAGGCAAGACCCCGCGCGUCAUGCUCUCCGAUGCUCUCAAGCGCGCUGACCCUUAUUCUACGUUCAAGUUCACCGCCAUUCCGUCCGGCGGUCGAGUGCACCGCAGCAAGCUCAUGAUCCGCUGGAAUGGAGGCAAAGUGGUGCCGAACAAGCAUCCUGUCAGCGCUGGUUCGCCGACGUACAUCGACGAGUACAUUCUGACGACAGUCGGGUGCUUUUCACAGCUACAGGCCGACGACUUUAUCGCCACUGUUGCACUCUUCUGCAUUGACAGUGACAAGUCGAUUCAACGCGCGCUUCCUCCCGGCUACCGCGAGUGGUGGGAAGAGCUCGCAUCCCUCCAAAAGGACGAACGGGAUCGCAAGAGUCGAAUACGCUUCCAACGUGUGCGAGACAUCAUUCGUGUCAAGAUGGACGAAGCGUCUGCAGCGAAGAAGGCCAAAGGCAAGGUCGCCCCCGCCAACGCUCCCGCAGCUACAGAGCAGACCAAACUUGGCGAGCUCUCGGCAGCUUGUGCGCCGCAGCCUUCCGAAGCCAGGUCAAAAGAGAUCGCAGAAUACUUCACCAACCGUGUCGCAUCCCCUUCCUACCAGAAAAUGCUUCCUGGCCGACAAAAUCUGCCUAUCGCCAAUCAUCGUCAGGAGAUCCUCGACCUGAUCGAGAACAAUCAGAUCUUUGUGCUCAGUGGUGAGACGGGAUGUGGCAAAUCGACACAGGUGCCCGCCUACAUCGUCGAGCACUGUAUGUCACAGGGUCGCAACUGCAAGAUCUACGUCACUGAGCCAAGGCGUAUCUCGGCUAUCUCGCUAGCUGAGCGUGUGAGCGAAGAGCUGGGAGAGCCUCGCAAGAGCGUCGGAAGCAACGACAGCUUGGUCGGCUACGCAAUUCGUCUCGAGAGCAACGUCGGCAAGAAUGCAAGGCUCGUCUAUGCCACGACGGGUAUCGUUCUCCGCAUGCUUGAAGGCACUGCGUUCAACGAAAUCACGCAUGUCAUCAUCGACGAAGUGCACGAGCGCUCUAUCGAGUCCGAUUUCUUGCUGAUUAUCCUCAAGACGCUAAUCGCGCAUCGCAAGGACCUCAAAGUGAUUCUCAUGUCAGCCACAGUGGAUGCAGAGCGCAUCAGCAAGUACUGUGGUGGGUGCCCUACGAUUACUGUUCCUGGUCGUACCUUCCCGGUUAACGUGCACUACCUCGAAGACGCCGUCGAGAUGAGCAACUACACUAUCGAAGACGAUUCGCCUUACGCAUUCCGCCCCAAGCGUGGCUACCGCAACGGUGAUGGCAAUGCGCGUAAGCAGAACGCACCAGGAAACAAGAGUAAGCUGCAGCUGCUAGCUCAAGCACCCGCAGAGGAGGAAGAUGACCCUGGUCUGCUAGAUGAUGAUGACGAAAACCCAGAUGGCCAGGGUCCUAGCACCGGCAGUCUCGGCAAAGCUUACCGAAGCAAGACGAUCGACACACUCGGUAGGAUGAACGAGUAUGUGAUCAAUCAUGAUCUCAUCAUCAAGAUUCUCGAGCGCGUCUGUCUCGAGAAAGACCUUGAGCCAUACAGUGCGGCGACGCUCAUCUUCAUGCCCGGUCUGGCCGAGAUUCGCAAAUGCCACGAUAUGCUUGCUGACCACCCCACCUUCGGUGGAAGUGGUUUUCAGCUCUUCCCGCUGCACUCGACCAUUUCAUCCGAGAAUCAGGGUGCUGUCUUCCAUGUACCUCCUCCCGGGGUACGCAAAAUUGUGAUCGCCACUAACAUUGCCGAGACUGGUAUCACAAUUCCCGACAUCACCUGCGUCAUUGACUCGGGUAAGCACCGCGAGAUGCGUUACGAUGAGAAGCGCCAAAUCUCGCGCCUGGUGGAAUGCUUCAUUGCGCGGAGCAAUGCCAAGCAGCGACGCGGCCGUGCGGGUCGUGUACAAGAAGGCAUCUGCUUCCACCUGUUCACCAAGUACCGGCACGAUUCGUACUUGGACGAACAUCCACUGCCCGAGAUGCUCCGUCUGUCGCUACAGGACUUGGCUCUGAAGCUCAAGAUCAUGAAGAUCAAGAUCGGACAUUCGAUUGAGAACGCACUGUCGCAAGCACUGGAUCCUCCAAGCCCUGCCAAUGUGCAGCGUGCCAUUGCGGCACUUGUCGAGGUCAAGGCGCUGACGACAACCGAGGAGAUCACGCAUCUUGGUAGACACUUGUCCAAGAUGCCACUCGAUGUACACAUGGGCAAGUUCCUGCUGGUCGCGACCUUGUUCAAGUGUCUGGAUCCUGCUCUCACGAUUGCAGCGGCACUGAACUCGAAGUCGCCCUUUGUGACACCAUUUGGCAAAGAGCUUGAGGCGGACCGUGUCAAGCAGAGCUUCAAGCUCGGCGACUCGGAUUUCCUCACCAUCGCCAACGCAUUCAACGGCUUCCGUCGCUCCACUGCACAGAACCACCACCGGACGUUUUGCAACCGCAGUUUCCUGAGCAUCCAGAACCUGAUGCAGAUCGAAGAGCUCCGCCAGCAGUACUUUUCGUACCUGGUCGACGCUGGCUUUGUCACGGUCGACGAUGCUUUCAGGCAGGAACUCAACAAGCUGAGGUACCGCAGUGGUGGCUCAUCCAACUUUUCCAAGCCACGCUUUAUGACGAUUCCUGCGCACCUGGAUGUCAACUCGUCGAGUCUUGCCAUGAUUCACGCGACUCUGGCUGCUGGUCUCUACCCGAAACUACUGCAUAUCGAUAGCAAGACCUACCAGCUCAAGACGAUCGGAAACAACCAACCCACCUCAAUUCAUCCCUCGUCUGUCAACUUCAAAGUCAAGAUGUCCGAGCUGGUACGCGGGUCGAGCAGCUAUAUGCUGUACUACACGAUGAUGCAGAGCAAGAAGCUGUAUGCCUGGGAAACAGGGUUGAUGGACGAUAAGGCAGUCUACAUGCUGUGCGGAGAUGGAGAGUUCAGGCUGGCUUCGAAUAGUUUGUACAUUGACAGACAGAGGAUCAGGAUUGCAAGUGCGGACCCGAAAAGCUUGGUUGCACUCAAGACGUUGAGGGACGGCUUGGGCAAGCUGAUGAAGGCGAGCUUCAGGAACCCAGGCAAAGAGUGGAGCGAGGGGCAGGAGAAGCUGUUCGAGCUUGCAUGCAAGGUUCUUGGUGUGGGCGCCAACGAAAAGGAUCUUGCCUUGUUGCAGUAG
This is a messenger RNA of Mycosarcoma maydis (corn smut), 5055 nucleotides long. RefSeq names its product putative DNA/RNA helicase (DEAD/H box family II). NCBI's taxonomy places the organism in Eukaryota, Fungi, Basidiomycota, Ustilaginomycetes, Ustilaginales. The record is from RefSeq and is a predicted model, not a curated record. The coding region runs from base 1 to 5055 and encodes 1684 amino acids. Gene Ontology annotation, cellular component: intracellular anatomical structure. The transcript has a single exon. Gene Ontology annotation, molecular function: RNA binding; ATP binding.